Molecule: messenger RNA, 333 nt
Organism: Necator americanus (New World hookworm)
Lineage: Eukaryota; Metazoa; Nematoda; Chromadorea; Rhabditida; Ancylostomatidae
Exons: 1
Coding region: 1-333 (110 amino acids)
Source: RefSeq, a predicted model, not a curated record
AUGCGAAAGUUAGAAUGGGACGACAUGGGAGUGAAGAUUGACGGUCGGCAGCUACACCAUUUGCGCUUUGCUGAUGACAUCGUACUGAUAACACCUAGCAUCAGCCUAGCGGAACGAAUGCUGACCGAAUUCGACGAAACAUGUGGAUGCAUCGGUCUUCAGCUGAAUGUCCAAAAAACGAUGUUCAUGAGCGACGGAUGGGGCUCGGAUGCUCCAUUCACGCUCAACGGAACGAACAUAUCCGAAUGCACCAGCUACGUUUAUCUGGGUCGGGAAUUGAAAAUGAUGAACGACCUGACCCCCGAGCUGGGCAGAAAGAGACGAGCGGCUUGA